This is a messenger RNA of Psilocybe cubensis, 465 nucleotides long. RefSeq lists its product as uncharacterized. The record is from RefSeq and is a predicted model, not a curated record. The coding region runs from base 1 to 465 and encodes 154 amino acids. The transcript has 3 exons. Lineage: Eukaryota; Fungi; Basidiomycota; Agaricomycetes; Agaricales; Agrocybaceae.
AUGAGGUUUUUCGCUAUCUCUGCUGCCUUCCUAUCCCUCUCUGGCAUUGUUGCAUCUGCAACUAUUGAAAAGCGCAAUUGCCCAGAGGCAGCGCGUUUUGGAACGCUCAGCGUGUUUCCGCUCACUGCUAGCGCAGGCGAUGAUAUCUCAGUCAGUCUUAGCUUGAACUGCCCAACUAUGCAAUUUGGAAUCGUCCCCCAAUUUUUGGAUUACACUCUUGAGGUGCCAGAAGCUAGCAAUAAUGGGAAUGAGCAACCGAUCGUCCUCACAAGGCGAACGUACACGUUCGUCCCUGGCACCAUUCAGCCUAUGGAUGAUUUCACAGUCCAGAUUCCUCAUGGGCCAUUUGUUGCUGGAGCGCCUUAUAAUAUUGUUUUGAACAUGGUUUACCCGAUUGAUGGUACUGAUGGAAGCAGUGUCUUGGUAGAGACCAAGUUGUCGGUCCCUAUUACCAUCAAUGCUUGA